CCGGCAAUCUAUGUGCGCUGUCCUGGAGGACGGGAAGACGCGACCCGUAAUCCACAAACCGAACUCAACAUGUUCCGAAUCGAGGGCUUAGGACCGAAGCUAGACCCGGAGGAACUAAGGCGGAAGAUGCGUGAGGACGUGGUCUCCUCAGUCCGCAACUUUCUCCUCUACGUGGCUUUGCUGCGCGUUACACCCUAUAUUUUAAAGAAGUUGGACAGCAUAUGAAGAUCAUAGUAGAAGAGAGACAUUGGCAUGUGAGAGCAUGAACUUCAGAAUAUGGUUACAUUUUCUCUUCCCAUUUGCUAAUGAACGGGCACAAAAAGACAUUAGAGACUUCUGGUACUGAAUAGAUAUGAAAUCUCCACUUACUAAGAAUGAGUUUGACUUUGUUGAAAAUGCGAACAACCUAAAAGCAUGAAGUUUUUUUCUCUUUGACACGAUUUAAGAAAUGUAAGCAGUCUUUGGCCUUGUACUGCUGUAUCAGCUCAUACAACCUUGAUAAAUUUUGGUUCCGUUGUAAAUAGUUUUAUCAAACUACAUUUUGUAGUGAUGUACACCAUGUAAGGGAGCUACCUCUGAAAUUCUUCUGUUCAACCUCAUGCCUCUGUGAGGAAUAUGCUUUGUGAAAGAUUUUCUUGUGAUUACUUUUGUUGAAAUUGAUACCAUUAUUAGCACAGUACUGUGAGUCUUUAUU
Gracilinanus agilis (Agile Gracile Mouse Opossum) is the source of this 694-nucleotide messenger RNA. RefSeq names its product translocase of outer mitochondrial membrane 5 (gene TOMM5). The record is from RefSeq and is a predicted model, not a curated record. Lineage: Eukaryota; Metazoa; Chordata; Mammalia; Didelphimorphia; Didelphidae. Gene Ontology annotation, cellular component: mitochondrial outer membrane translocase complex. The transcript is spliced from 2 exons. The coding region runs from base 70 to 225 and encodes 51 amino acids.